Molecule: messenger RNA, 2047 nt
Organism: Ochotona princeps (American pika)
Lineage: Eukaryota; Metazoa; Chordata; Mammalia; Lagomorpha; Ochotonidae
Gene: NCOA5
Product: nuclear receptor coactivator 5
Exons: 8
Coding region: 167-1870 (567 amino acids)
Biological process (GO): regulation of signal transduction
Cellular component (GO): nucleoplasm
Source: RefSeq, a predicted model, not a curated record
CCGGCCGCCAUUGCCUCGUGCCCGCGCCGGUCGGUUGGUGGCGCCUUUGUCCUACGGCGGGCAGGUGGGCUGAGGCGGAGGCGGCGGCGGCGGGCCUGAGGCGAAGGAGCAGCCGGAAGCCCGCCGCGCUGGUAGCGAUAUUAAUAAGGCAGCGGAAGGAAGAAAUAUGAAUACGGCUCCAUCAAGACCCAGCCCCACACGAAGGGAUCCAUAUGGCUUUGGGGACAGUCGAGACACAAGACGUGACCGAUCUCCGCUUCGAGGAAGUCCGAGAAGAGAGUCCAGGGAUGGCAGAAAUGGCCGGGACACCCGGGACAGCAGAGACUUCCGGGACCAUCGGGACAGCAGAGACCUCCGGGACCAUCGGGAUAGCCGGAGCAUGCGGGACCUCAGAGACUUCCGGGAUCUCAGAGACUCUAGAGAUUUUCGAGAUCACCGGGACCCACUGUACGACAGAUACCGAGACCUGAGGGACUCCCGCGACCCUGUGUACAGGAGAGAGGGCUCUUAUGACCGGUACCUGCGAAUGGACGACUAUUACAGGAGGAAAGAGGACGCCUACUUUGAUCGUUACAGGGACAGCUUCGACGGACGAGGCCCUCCAGGUCCAGACAGCCAGUCCCGUGCAAAAGAGCGACUGAAGCGGGAGGAGCGGCGGAGGGAAGAGCUAUAUCGCCAGUAUUUUGAAGAAAUCCAGAGACGCUUUGAUGCCGAGAGGCCUGUGGAUUGCUCUGUGAUUGUGGUCAACAAGCAGACAAAAGACUAUGCUGAAUCUGUGGGGCGGAAGGUGCGAGACCUCGGCAUGGUUGUGGACUUGAUCUUCCUCAACACUGAGGUGUCACUGUCACAAGCCUUGGAGGAUGUCAACAGAGGAGGAUCUCCUUUUGCUAUUGUUAUCACCCAGCAACACCAGAUUCACCGCUCCUGUACAGUCAACAUCAUGUUUGGAACCCCACAAGAGCAUCGCAACAUGCCCCAGGCUGAUGCCAUGGUGCUGGUGGCCAGAAAUUAUGAGCGUUACAAGAAUGAGUGCCGGGAGAAGGAGCGCGAGGAAAUUGCCCGACAGGCAGCCAAGAUGGCGGACGAAGCCAUCCUGCAGGAGCGGGAGCGCGGAGGCCCAGAGGAGGGCGUACGUGGGGGGCACCCUCCAGCCAUGCAGAGCCUCAUCAACCUGCUGGCAGACAACAGGUACCUCACUGCCGAGGAGACGGACAAGAUCAUCAACUACCUGCGGGAACGCAAGGAGCGGCUUCUGAGGAGCAACGCCGACUCUCUGCCUGGCCCAAUUUCCCGCCAGCCACUCGGGGCGGCUUCGGGUGCCUCGCUGAAGACACAGCCAAGUUCCCAGCCGCUUCAGGGUGGCCAAGUGCUCCCCUCUGCUACUCCCGCGCCAGCUGCACCCUCCACCUCCCAGCAAGAGCUUCAGGCCAAAAUCCUCAGCCUCUUCAACAGUGGCACGGUUGCGGCCAACAGCAGCUCGGCUGCCCCUUCGGCUGCUGCCGGAAGCACACAGAACCAGAAUUUUCCCCCAGCCACGAACAGCCAGCCCCAGCCAAGAUCACAGGCCUCUGGCAGUCAGCCCCCAGCCAUUUUGGGACAGGCGGGAUCUGCUCGGAACAUGGGCCCCAGGCCUGGGGCUCCCUCCCAAGGGCUCUUUGGCCAGCCUUCCAGUCGCCUGGCACCUGCUGGCAACAUGGCCAGCCAGAGGCCUGUGUCUUCCACAGGUAUCAAUUUCGACAAUCCAAGUGUACAGAAGGCUCUGGACACCCUGAUCCAGAGCGGCCCUGCUCUCUCCCACCUGGUUAGCCAGACCACGGCACAGGUGGGAAGGCCCCAGGCCCCCAUGGGAUCUUACCAGAGGCAUUACUGAGGCCACGUCUGUCCGCUGCCCCCUACCCUGCUCCCUGGCCUCCUCCCAGUUCCUGCGUUCUAAUAGUUGUUCUACAGGAGAUGUCCGUGGCUCUCUCUAGGCCCACACCUCUCGUCACCUGCUCUCUUCUGCCCAAAACUGAGUUCCGUGUCCCCGACAGUCAGAGUUUAUGCUACA